Seminavis robusta is the source of this 450-nucleotide messenger RNA. NCBI's taxonomy places the organism in Eukaryota, Bacillariophyta, Bacillariophyceae, Naviculales, Naviculaceae. The record is from the annotation of a GenBank genome assembly.
AUGAGUUCCAAGAAGAACCUGGCAAGCAUGAGUUCCAAGAAGAACCCGGCCAGCAAUAGUGACAGCUCGGAAACCGAAACAGAGUCUGAGAGCAAUCUGACCAACGGUGGAAAAAGUGCAGGAUCCAGGGAUGGGAAGGAGGAGUCUAGUAAAGAGAAUGCCUCUGAUGAAUCCAAGGUAGAGGAUGCCGCACAGCUCACCAACAUUGCCACUCCAUUAGCUUCUGGAGGUUCAGGAGGUCAUUCAGCUACGACCAAGGACACCCCAGUGCUCCUGGAAAGCGAACACGAAGAACCUCAGCAGUCAUCGACCAAGCUCGGAUCUGCCAAAAGAAGCUCAGACAAGAAGCAGAGAGCGAGUGGCAGAAAGCGGAAGCCAGACACUGUCACCGCUGCAUCCGCUUCUCUCUUCAGCGACGAUGUAGGAUUUCUUCCAAAAGGGCAGCUUUAA